AUGUCGAGACUGUCAAUACGUGCAUACCUAGCAGCUGCGAAGCGUCAUUUGCAGAAGGUUCUGAAAGAGCAAAGUCAUGCUUCGUUCGUGAUUGGCAACGAAUCUGCAGAUCUCGACUCCAUCACAUGUGCUUUAGUUUACAGCUAUAUUCUUUCCGAGAAGCUUGAGGCGAAGAAGUCGGGAAAAUACGUUAUACCAGUCACGAAUAUUCCAGCAUCGGAGCUACGACUACGACCGGAGUUGAAAGCACUUCUCAAGCAUGCCGAUAUCAAGCUUCAAGAGCUCAUCACACUUGACGAUCUUGAGGAGGAGCCACUACCAAAGGACAAGACGGACUGGACUUUGGUCGAUCACAACGCUUUGCAGGGUGAACUUGGCGAGCUGUACCACUCGCGAGUGAUCGGUGCCAUCGAUCAUCAUGUCGACGAAGGCACAGUCUCCAAGGAUGCCGAACCAAGAGUCAUCACGAAAGCUGGCAGUUGCAACAGCCUUAUGAUCAACUACAUCCGGGACACGUGGCAAAAGAUCUCAGAUUCUGCAAUGACUGUCGGAGCUGCACAUCCCCAAAACAAUGAGACUCUGGUCGAUGACUUUGCCUACACCUCCACGUGGGACGCACAAGCGGCGAAGCUAGCUUUGGGCUCGGUGUUGAUCGACACAGUCAACAUGAAGGCGGAGCAUAAAGUCACCGAGCACGACAAGAAGGCUGUCAGAUUCCUCGAGGCGAAAAUCAACAUCUCGAAACUGGGCAAAGACUAUGACCGUGAUACGUUCUUCACGGAGGUCAACGAAGCGAAGAAGGACCUCGACGAGCUGACCGUCGAGGAAAUUCUUCGCAAAGAUUACAAGCAAUGGACCGAAGGUGACCUCACGCUCGGCAUCAGCAGUAGUGUCAAGUCUAUCGAAUACCUUGCAGACAAAGAGAAAGACUUCGAGAGCACGUUGAAGAAGUAUGCCAAGUCAAGAGGUCUUCAGCUGUUCGCGAUAGGUCCCUCUUACAGCGACUCUGGCAACUUUAAACGUGAGCUGCUGCUCAUGGCGUUUAAUGGCAAGGCCAAAGAAGCAGCCGAGAAAUUUGUGAAGCUGGGAAAGGAGGAGCUGCAGUUGGUCGAUGCCAAGCACUCACCUCUGAAGGACGACAAGGAGGUUACGUUCCAGCAUUUCUGGGAUCAGAAAAACUUAGAUGCGAGUCGAAAGCGGAUCGCCCCGCUUCUGCGUGAGGCCAUGGGGGCGGAUAAGGAGAAGCUGUGA
Messenger RNA from Zasmidium cellare ATCC 36951, 1251 nucleotides. RefSeq lists its product as uncharacterized. NCBI's taxonomy places the organism in Eukaryota, Fungi, Ascomycota, Dothideomycetes, Mycosphaerellales, Mycosphaerellaceae. The transcript has a single exon. The record is from RefSeq and is a predicted model, not a curated record. Gene Ontology annotation, cellular component: cytoplasm. Gene Ontology annotation, molecular function: exopolyphosphatase activity. The coding region runs from base 1 to 1251 and encodes 416 amino acids.